Molecule: messenger RNA, 12684 nt
Organism: Amphiprion ocellaris (clown anemonefish)
Lineage: Eukaryota; Metazoa; Chordata; Actinopteri; Pomacentridae
Product: fidgetin-like
Exons: 4
Coding region: 5873-8566 (897 amino acids)
Molecular function (GO): microtubule severing ATPase activity; ATP binding; ATP hydrolysis activity
Source: RefSeq, a predicted model, not a curated record
GGCAGUUUGGUGGUUCUGUUAAACAUUUAAGUGGACUAAUUCUAAAAAGUGUAGAUUUAAAUUUCAAUGAAAUCACCAUUUUCGGCCCCUAAUAAUUUUUGUCCAAUCUCUUAUUUACAUCUUCAUUAAUCCUUUUUAAAUUUUUUCAGUACUUUGAUCAUUGAUGUGAACUGAAGUCUUUCUGAAGGUCGAUUCUCUUUCUUGAAGGAAAUCUCCUGAAGCUCCAACAUUUAUAGCAAAUCUAACCAAACCACAGCAGAGUGAAAAUGAAUUACAUUACUCUGAAUGAAGACAAAAGGUGGCCAAAGUCACUGCUCAGUGAGUCCUUUCAGAAAAAAGGAGGCACAAAACUUUGUGAAUUGUUGUUAAAUUGAGCCGCAGCACCGUUUCUUCUCACUUUGUGUUUUCAGAUUUCAGGUCUGAGCGUCAUAAAGCAACGACGUUUCAAUGGGAACACUUUAAAAUGUUCCCGUGACCCUUCCUUUUUACUCUAACAAAUAUUCCAAAAGGCUCUUUGUGAUUCGUGAAGAGGUCAGGUUUGUCACACUGCGGAGCGCUUUACUUCAUUGUCGACGCACCGAAACUUAAUUUCAUGUCAGAACAAUAAAUAUGAACAAACCAAUUAAUUUUUUCGUGUGCAUGUUCCAGAGGUAAUUUUCAGAGAAGAAUGAUAUUCGUCAAGGAACAGCCUUCAACAUUUUAAACAAAUCUAUUGAAAAAGAAACCCACUUUCUUAGCUUCUUUUCACGUAUGUUCAGAAACAUGAAACGAAAAAACUAUACUUCAAGUGUUAAUUUCCAGCAUUAAAUUCCCUUUUGCUAUUUGAAUUGGCACAUAAAAUAAAAGUGUUUGUCGCUCCCUACCACAGGCACCAUACGUUGCCUGUCUUUAUUUGACAAAACGGCAAAAAUGAGACACAAAGUGACAAAAUGAGACACGAAACGACAAGAACAAGACAGAAAACAACAAAACUGAGACACAAAAUGAGAAAAACGAGACAGAAGACGACAAAAACGAGACAGAAAAUGAGAACAGACAAAAUGAGAAAAACGAGACAGAAGACGACAAAAACGAGACAGAAAAUGAGAGAACAGAGAAAAAAUGAGAAUAACGAGACAGAAGACGACAAAAACAAGACAGAAAAUGAAAAAACGAGAGAAAACAACAAAAAAGAGACACAAAAUGACAAAAUGAGACACGAAACGACAAAACCAAGACACAGAAUCACAAAAAUGUGACACAAAAUGACAAAAAUGAGACAAAAAAACAGACACAAAAUGACAAAAAUGAGACAGAAAGCGACAAAACCGAGACACAAAAUGACAAAAACGAGACGCGAAAUGACAAAACCGAUACACAAAAUGACAAAAGUGAGACAGAAAAUGACAAAACCGAGACACAAAGUGACAAAAUCUAGACACGAAACGACAAAGCCAAGACACAAAAUCACAAAAAUGUGACACAAAAUGACAAAAGCCAGACACAAAAUGACAAAAACGAGACAAAAAGCGACAAAACCGGGGCUCAAAAUGCCAAAACCAAGACACAAACUGACAAAACCGAUACACAAAACAACAAAAACUAGACAGAAAAUGACAAAACCGAGACACAAAGUGACAAAAUCUAUACAUGAAAUAAGAAAAACGAGACAGAAAACGACAAAACCGAGACACGACAUGACAACACGAGACAACAAAGUGACGAAACGAGACACAAAACUGGCAAAAAUGAGACACAAAACGGCAAAAACGAGACAAAAAAAACCCCCCAAAACCGAUACACAAAACGUGGAGCGGGUCAUGUGAUCUGGAAUUAACACACUUCCUUGAGAGGUGUUUUUGUAACUUAGUGGAAAGUGAUUUAAUUUGUUGUUUUCCAUAUGAAAUUUAAUAUAUUGUCAAAAAAGAAAUAUCUGUCAUGAUUAUGUUAACGUAAUACACAUAAAACAUAAAAGUGUUUGUUGCACCCUACCACUGCCUUUAUUUGAGUCCCUCUUUGCCGCACCGUUGCUUCGAACACAUCGAGCCCCUACAAUAGGUCCACUGUUGACCAAAAAGGAUGCUGGCGGGAGAGUAAAUCCACUCAGAUCCCUGUGGUUUAUCAUCCCUCCUCGUGUCCGUUGGACUUGCCGCUAUGCCUCCGGCCCAGCGUGGGCCACACUCAGCCAGGCAUGGUGCUAUUGGACCGGCCAUGGAAGCCCUCUGGACUCUGACCCUGGAGGAGAUUGGAUCCUCGGUAGCGGAGGAACUGAGCGGUGGCUGCCUCCGUGGCACCCCGGUACGAGUCCAUACAGUGGAAUAAUGAGUUAGUUGUAGAGGCGCAAGACUCCGGGAUAAAUCAGGACUCCAUACAGGAUGAAAAGGAUCAUCCUCUUUAAUUUAUUUUACUUUUUAAUGUAGAAGACUUCACAGCCGUGUUCUUGAACUGCCCCCAUUAAGUGAAAAGAAUAACUCUAUAGGAUGAUUAUUUGUGAACAAGUAAAGUGAAAAGGCUAAAACCAACAUUGAAUAUAUCCUAGUAGAAGUAGCCUGACUCCUGAACUCCAGUGUUCAAAAACACACAAAUGAUCCACCCUGGCUGACAUGUGUCUUCAUAUCACUGCAGUUUAUUUUCACUUCCUGCCUUUCUGCCCUAAAUGCUCACAAAUGCAUUACUUGUGGCUCCAAAUAGUGCCCAGCAAAUGCAGCUUUUGUGUGACACAAAAUCACAAAAACAAGACAGAAAACGACAAAACCGAGACACAAAACACCAAAAAUGAGACAGAAAGCGACAAAAUCGAGACACAAAAUGACAGAAACGAGACACAAAAUGACAGAACAGAGACACAAACUCAUAAAACCGAGACACAAAAUGACAAACUAAGACAGAAAACGACGAAACUGAUACACAAAACAGCAAAAAUGAGACAGAAAGGAAAACACAAAAUGACAAAACGAGACACAAAACGACAAAACCCAGACACAAAAUCACAAAACUGAGACACAAAAUCACAAAACCGAGACACAAAAUGAAAAAAUGAGACACAAAAUGACAAAACCGAGACACAAAAUCACAAAACCGAGACAGAAAAUGACAAAAUGAGACAGAAAAUGACAAAACUGAUACACAAAACAACAAAAAUGAGACAGAAAGCAAAACACAAAACGACAAAACGAGACACAAAAUGACAGAACCGAGACACAAAAUGACCACACUGAGACACAAAAUGACAUAAACGAGACAGAAAACGACAAAAUGAGACACAAAAUGACGAGACACAAAACGACAAAAACAAGACAUAACGACAAAAUUGAGACAUAAAGUGACAAAACAAGACACAGAAUGACAAAACGAGGCACAAAAUGACAACACCGAGACAGAAAACAAAACGCAAAAUGACAAAACUGAAACAGAAAAUGACAAAAUUGAGACACAAAGGGACAAAACGAGACACAAAACGACAAAAAUGACACAAAAUCACAAAAAGGAGAUAGAAAAUGACAAAACCGAGAUGCAAAAUGAGACACAAAAUGACAAAAAUGAGACACAAAGUGACAAAAACAAGACACAAAACGACAAAACGAGACACAAAAUGACAAAGAGACAGAAAACGACAAAACCUAUACACGGUAUGAGUAUAUUCUGUCCUAAAUACUCACAAAUGCACUGCUUGUGGCUGCAUAUAGUCCCCGUCAGAUGCACCUUUUAUUUCUGUUACUAACAAACUACAAAGAACACUACAGUUCAAAAGUUUAGGGUCACUUAGAAAUGUCCUUAUUUUUGAAAGAAAAGCAAUUUUUUCAAUGAAGAUAACAUAAAAUGAAUGAUAAAUCCAGUGUAGACAUUGUUAAUGUGGUAAAUGACUAUUGUAGCUGGAAAUGUUUCAUGGAAUAUCUCCAUAGAGGUACAGAGGAACAUUUCCAGCAACCAUCACUCCUGUGUUCUAAUGCUACAUUGUGUUAGCUAAUGGUGUUGAAAGGCUCAUUGAUGAUUAGAAAACCCUUGUGCAGUUAUGUUAGCACUUUUGAACAGUCGUGUACAUAUCAUAUAUAAUAUACAGUCUCUCUAUUUUAAAGCUAGCUGCUGCUAACUGAACUGUUUCUACCAUUUUGAGCAAGUAGAGAAGGCUAAAAUAAAAUGUAAGUCUAGGGGCAAAAAGUAAAAGCCCUUCUUCUUCUAAAAGAACCCUGAUAAAGUCUGUUAUCCCAUUAUAUUGUUCAUACAGUCCCUCGCUUACAAAAGGCUGAGCUGUUGUUGGUUUUUAAGAGGAUUGCUUGACAAGUAGCGAUGAAAUAAAAGUUCUAUCCUUUUAAUUUCCCAAAUCAACAAUUCCAAAGUUAAAUCCUUGUAGGAAGAGUAACUGGACCCUUUUUUGUCAGCAUCUUCAGCUUUUUGAAAGACUCUCUACUCUGUUUAAAGAAUAAAUAAAGCUACUGUACAUUUGGCAGCUAAAAGGUGUCCCUAUACUUUUUGAGCGGGUAUACUGCCGACUCUUUUGAAGGUGUUUGUCUACGGAGUGUCAGAGCUGUCAAACGAUGUUGUCACAUAAACAUGUCACGGCGAGAUCCAAUAUCUAGCCCCCGUCCAGCCGCUGACAGAACAACGCCUCCUCUGUUAAAUCCUCUCCUUGCCUGCACAGUGUGACUCUUCAUAAACAAACAAACAGAGACAAAAGACAGCCCAAUUCUUACAUGUGGAGAUGCGACUCUUUGAAAGCCAAAAAAGUGAAGGAAGCGCUUCCAGUAACAAGCGGCUACUGUCUUAACUAGCCAUAGCUUUUGAAUUGCAUUAGAAUACAUGAGGACUCCUAGACAGCGAGGUGCUCUCCCCUGGUUCCUAAUGUAUGACUAUUUCAUAUGGACAGGAGAGGGGGUGAGGGGAGAGCUGUCUGUGGGGGUGAUUGACACAGGCCCACAUUAGGAGCAGCUUUUGGAAAUAGGUCCGUGGAGACUUGGCGGAUUGGGUCUGCUGAAGGAACGGUGUCUCCGCGAGGAGCCGUGCCUUCUUAACCCCACUCAUUGGUAUGCCGAUGUGCGGGUAGCGAGCCGUGCUCCGAACGGCACAGCCUUCCAGACUGCUGCCGCCCCCCCUCCCCGUCCAACACACCGCCACGCAGACACAAUCCCACUGAGGACCCGUGACGAUAUGCAGCGUGGAAUACUGAAUCAAAAUAGACCCCAAUUAAUAAUCACAUAGUUAGUUCAGUUUUAGGCGCCCGGCAUGUGUGUGUGUGUGUGUGCAGAAGAGCUCAUCCCUCCAGAAGUUUCAGCAGGGAAAGUUUGAUGUCUCACACACACGCACGCACGCACGCACGCACACACACACACACACACCCAAAAACGAGACAGAAAAUGACAAAACCAAGACACAAAACAACAAAAGCGAGAAUGAAAACAACACAACAGAUACACAAAAUGACAAAACCGAGACACAAAACAACAAAAGCGAGAAUGAAAACAACACAACAGAUACACAAAACGACAAAACCGAGACUCAAAACAACAAAAGCGAGAAUGAAAACGACAAAACAGAUACACGAAACGAAAAAACUGAUACACAAAACGACAAAAAACAAGACACAAAAUGACAAAAACAAGACAGAAAACGACAAAAACAGUAGCGAUCCUUCCAGAAGUUUCAGCGGGGGAAAGUUUGAUAUGUCUCACACACACACACACACACACACACACACACACACACACACACACACACACACACACACACACACACACAGACACACACACAAGGCGUCAAACAUGUCAAGUUUCAACUUGGUGCAAAUAAGAAGGCACAGGCCCUGGAGUCUGUCCCUCCCGUCCCUCCCACAUGUGACAAAACACAGGCACAAUAAAAUGUUUAAAUUUGGUUUCAGAUCUCACUUGUGGUCUCCAGAAUGAGAGGAAUAACAUGUCAGCAUCGAGACAUACUCUGCUGUCAGGUCAACACAGUUCAAGCUAAUUUCACACUCAUCAAGUAUCUUCACAGAAAGGAGACAUUCAUCAUUCAGCAACACUACUGCUGCUCCCCCCCACCCUCCACUUUGGGACGCAUGCGCAGUAGGGAGCGUACUGGUCAGUCUGAGAAGCAGCUGUUCAGGGCUGGUGAAAUUCCAACAUGGCAGUGGCCGUGGUCAGUGUUUCCUGCGUUAACUUGGGAUGGUUUCAGCUCGCAGGCACCCCGGCUUAACCCCAGCAGCCGCGUUUCCUCAGCAGCACCCCUCCCCGGGACCGAUGCGACCCUAAACCCCCCCCCCCCCGACGUGAGAGGUCGACCUGUCGCUAAGAAGAAGAAGAAGAAGAGAAAAGAGCACACAGCAGGCUUAAAGAUGCAGUGGACCCCAGAGCACAGCCAGUGGGCCGAACAGCAUUUCGACAUCUCCUCCACCACGCGGUCGCCGGCCCACAAGGCUGAGGCCUACCGGGCGGUACCUGGCCACCUGCAGCGCUCAGCCACGUACCAAUACGCCUGGGCCAAUGACGACAUCUCCGCCCUCACCGCCUCCAACCUGCUUAAAAAGUACGCUGAGAAGUACUCUGGUAUCCUGGAGAUGCCGGGCUCUUAUUCUGAAGCGCCUGGCGUGAUGAACGGACGGAAAGGCGAAUCAGAGCCCUGGCAGGAUGGCGUCUACCCCAUGAGCUGCAUCCCAGAGGGGGUUUCCAUCAGAAAGGGAGGCGUGGCGGCGGCUUCAGAGGUGGUGUCUGGCAUGUGCAGCUCCCCAGGCCUGGCCUCCAGCACCCUGAGCGAGCCCAGCUACUCCAGCAGCAGCUGUGGGAGCCACACGGCCACGGCGCUCCACUCCUCCUCCAUGGCCUCUCAGGAAUACGGCCCGGCGUACAGCAGCUCCUACCUGCACAGCAGUUACAGCUCCCAGUCUGCCCCCACCCCGGCACUUCCAUCCCCACUGCACAGCUCUGGGCUUCUGCAGCCGCCCCCUCCUCCGCCCUCCCACCCCACUUUAGUUCCCGCUUACAACGGAGGCUCCCCGAACUUGUCUAGUUAUAAUUACCCCCCAGCAGGCUACCCCGCUCAGAGCUCAGUCGGGCCAGGCUACAGCCCUGGGGGAGCACCCCCUCCCUCCUCAUACCUGCCCUCAGGCAUUGCUGCACCUACACCCCUUCCUCCCUCUUCUGCUUUACCUGGAUACCCGUACCAGAGCCACAACCUCACCCCAAUUGCCCCCACCCCUCUCAACAGUAGCUCCUCCAACUCUCUGAAGAGGAAAGCUUUCUACAUGACAGGCCAAGGAGAGAUAGACUCCUCUUAUGGUAACUUUGGCUACAGCCAGGCCCGGAGCUCCGCUGAGAGCCCCAUGUACAGGGUAGCAGACAGCAGCAGCGCAAACGGAGGCUCCAACAGCACUGCUGGAUUUGACAGGAGCACUGAGAAGUCCUCUUUACCUUUUAAUCCUCAGAAACAGUCCACGAUGCCAUCAGAGCAGCAGCAGCAGAGGAAGUACAGCAGCCAGGCAACAGGUGGGCCGCUGACUCCACCCGGCUACGUCUCCUCCACUCUGGUGGGUUCCCGCUCAGCGGACUCUCUGGCCAGCUUCACCUCCCCUUCCCUCAGUGAGCAAGGUGCUGAUGAUCACCGUCUCCACCUGUCCCACUCAGCACCAGGGCCUACCUCCUCCUCAUCCACUUCCUCCUCCCGGCCUGCUGAAGAGCAGCUAAAAACCAGUGACCCUCACCUCCUGGACAUGGUUACCUCUGAAAUCGUUCAGCAGGGCCCACCGGUGGAUUGGAGUGACAUUGCAGGUCUAGAACUAGCCAAGGCUACCUUGAAGGAGGAGGUCCUGUGGCCCAUUCUGCGUCCAGAUAUGUUUAGCAGUUUAGGACCUGCCUCACGUUGCGUGUUGCUGUUUGGCCCCAGGGGCAGUGGCAGGACGUUGCUGGGCCGCUGCCUGGCCAGUCAGCUUGGUGCACCGUUCCUGCAGCUCAGUGGUUCCACUUUGGCCACCAAGUGGGUGGCAGAUGGAGAAAAAAUCAUCCGAGCAUCAUUCCUGGUGGCGCGCUGCCGGCAGCCCUCAGUACUGUUUAUUAGUGAGGUGGACAUGCUCCUGUCGGCCCACCUCAGUGAGGAGAGCCCCAUCAACCGGCUAAAGGGGGAGCUACUGGCUCAGCUGGACUCGCUUCUUAUGGGCUCAGGGGAGGAUGGAGGCAACCAAGUGUUGGUGGUUUGCUCGACAAGCAGACCCCAGGACAUGGACGAAGGGCUGCGCAGGUACUUUGCUCGGAGGGUCCUGGUGCCCCUACCGGACAGCGCAGCCCGACACCAGAUCAUGAACCAGCUCCUGGUCCAGUCUCAGCACAAAUACUGCUUGAGUGAGGAAGAGCUGGCGCUGCUGGUCCAGCGUACGGAGGGUUUCUCUGGACUGGAUCUGGCCAGACUGUGCCAGGAGGCCCUCGUAGGUCUGUUACACGUCUCUGCACAGGGCAUGGACAUGACGGGUAUGAUGCCUAGGGGACAGAUCAGGCCCCUCACCUACCAGGACAUUGAGAGUGUCUUUUGUAAAUUCCAAGCCAGUAUAUCGCAGAAAGAGAUUGACACGUACACCGAGUGGAACAAAAUGUUCGGCUGCAGUCAGUGAAAAGAUAGAUUCCGCCCUUGAGAAAAAGAGGCUUCCACAAUUCCUCCCCUCAGGGCAGAAGCAUUGUGCUGGAGGGAAAGGCACAGAGAAGGCCAACACAAGCCCACUGAGUUCUCACAAGCAGGGUUUAGAUGCACCAAGAGACCUGAUUUGAUGAGACAACGGUCAAUUUUGCAGUUAAUGAGCAAGAGUUUUAAUUUGAAUGCUUGACGCUCCAGAAACGCCAGGCAUUGUUUACACAUUGCAAGCAAGUUGACUUCAGAAGAGACGCCCCAGUGUCUGUGUAUAUAUUGUUACGUUGUUGUUCUUGAGAUUUAGUUGGCUAUCCAAGUGCCUGAAGUGGUGCUUUCUGAUUUUCGUUGUUGAUUUGCCUCACAAUCUACAUUCAUGGCAUGAGCUGACGAUUAUGAAGAGCUUUAAAACUUCAGCGGUGAGACUGAAAAACACUGAUUGAUGGUCGCCGUUGGUGGCGGUCGGUUGUCCUUUAUUGUCUUGCUAGGAGCAGUAAUCUGUGGGGUGGCAGUAGUCUGGGCCCUGACUCACUCAUCUCUUCUGAUCUUGUGUCUGCAAAACAAACAAACGUAACAAACAAACAAACAACACUCAGGAAAGCGUUUGUGAAUUGUACAGUACCUCAAGAUAUCUUGAUGAAAAGCACUAAGAUCUGAUAGGAGAAUCUGGCAGUGUUAGGUGUACCUCAAGUGGCUAAGAUUAAUAGCAAAGAGGUGACAAUGAAUGUACUAGAUGUGUUCUGGAUUGAUGGAACAUAAUCUACAGUGAGAGUAAAACCAUAAUGUCUUUUUUCUUUCUUUUUUUUCCCUCACAGCAGGUGCUUUAGCUGCCUGUUUCUACUUGACCAAUUCUGAAACUUAUUUCCAUUUGCUCUUCAAAACUGUAAAACCACGUUGCCCAGCUUUGUUGUUUGGGGGGUUUCAGAGAGGUGGGAGUUGUACAUUUAUUAAAACAACCAUAAUCAACAUUGUUUAUAUUACACAAUCUAGGCUAUAUGUUCAGGCUGCAUGGACGCUCCAUCAGUUAUCAGCUAACUUCUGCGCAAAAUAUCAGCUUUGUCUUACUGUUAGCGAGGUAUUCUCUGAAGUGGAUGAACUUAACUGAACUUAAGGGAAUGUUCUGCAUAUUUGGGAAUACACUUAAGGGUUUUCUUACUUAGAGAUACGUGACAAGAUUGAGCUAGUGAGUAAAAAAGUUAGCUUAGCGUAGCAUAACAACUGUGGCUCUGUGACAGUAGCAAAACCUGUACAAAAAUUUUUAAUCCAUAAGAAAACAGAAGCUUAAAAAUGACAACGUGUGACGUUAUAAGCUAUUAUGCGCUGCUAAGCUAACGGUUGUCGCAUUGCAUUAAACAGACAGACAUGAGAGUGGAAUCUUUUCAUCUAACUGUCAGGAAGAAAACAAAUAGCUACGUUUGUCAAAAUGUCAAAGUAUUCCUUUAAAAUCACAGGGCAGUUUACUGUGUUUUUUUCUGUGGGUCUUGAAUUAAUGUUUGGUUUGAUGUUAUUUGAUCAACUUUACUGAAAUCUGUUCAUCAGUUAGCAUCACAGAGGCUAACGUUGGAUAUCUGCCUAGUCACAAGUCCAACUGAAAUCACAUGUCGGGAUCCUUUUUCUGCAGUUAAAUGUACUGUUAAUAGUUGUGCAUAAAUUUUUAAAAGAAAAAAUAGCCUUUGGAAAAGGAAAUGUGGCACAAUAAUUGAAAUCUACAGGCACAAAUAGACAAAGGAUAUUAAAAUAUACACGUAAAUGUGUGUUUGGGGUGUUUUCUUUCCAUUUGUCUGAAAGGAAACUUGGAAGCAAAAUAUCCCAAAGUAGUGUCUCACCUUAAGGCUAAAGGUUUAGAUUCAUCCACAAGCUAACCCCGAUAGCUGCACACAACAGUGAUGGACGUAAUUUUUAAAAAAAGGUAUAAAAAAGGUAAAAUAUUUUGCCUGUCAAUCAUAAAUUUAACUAAAUUUAACAGAUUAAAACUAGACAGACAAGAAUGUAAUGUAAAAAAUGGACUAAAUCAAAUGUUAGAUUUACAUGUAAAGAACAAAGCAGUGAUUUCAGUUGAACUUUAAAUGAACAGGUAGGACAUUAUAGAAAACGUUAAUGCAGAUUUUCCUGGUCCUCCUGGUGAUUACCUCUGAAGUGGAUCGGCUGUAGAAUCCACUCCUGUUUAUUUAAAUUAGACGUUCUCGUUGGUCCUGGAAAUCUCAUCUGUGUGAAAAGUAGAAAAUCAAGCGGAGGUCGCGGGUCAUCUUAGAAUAGCAGCUCUGAUUGACCGACUCGGUAAUGCAAUUAGUGUUAUUAUUUUUAUGGCUGUGGUGUGGUCCAACCAGUGGAUGCACACAGCACAGAGUUAGCAAAGAGGGCACAUCAUGGCGGACGCAAUCAGAAAAGUGAUUCUAGUCAAAGAUGUUUCAUCCAUUAUGACCACAACAGAACCCAGAAUCCAGAAUCAAACCCAUGCCAGUCUUGUUUUUUGAUUGUGUUUACACAGACGGCGUGAAGCACAUCCUCUGACUGCAUCUGGGUUUGGACUUUGUAACCUGAGUGGGGAAUUUCAGCACUAGUCUUGAAGUCCUUCAUGGCUGAAGGUUAUCUGUUGCCCAUUGUAUUCUAUUAGAAUGUAUUUUUGUCUCCUCCUUGUCGCCGUGGUGAAGCAGUCCUUUAGCUCUGCUGUCGUGGCAUGGGAGCGCUUACGAUCCUUUAUUGCACGUGCACUGAAGCAUUUUUGUGUGUAACAUUGUUUUGUUAAAGUGUCUCAAUGCCAUUGGCGGCACUUGUUUAUUUUAGUGUUUUUACCUGAAGGAGAUUUGUCUAAAUGGAUGAUCUGUUUUACUCUUUCGUUGUGCUUCCCUGCUUUUUCAAAACAAGAAACAUGGCUGUGAAAGCAGGAGCUGUGUGUCGCUAUCUCUGAGGCCCCAUCAGUGCAGCACCUGAUGUGGGGGGAAAAAGUUCUGCUGAGCAUCAGCAAAACUGACGGAAAGGAGAGACAGGCAGGCAGGCAGGCAGGCAGGCAGGCAGGCAGGCAGCGUGGCGGCAGCACAAGGGGGAAAGCAGAGUGGUCCGUCAGAAAACCACCCUCAAAACAAUCUGUACCAGAAUUCCUUCUGUCAGCAAAUCCUCUGGAGAGAGAGUCCCUUUGGACAGAAAAAGCUCCUAAUGCACUUCAGAGCACACAACAGCAGCACAGGCGUUCUCUCUUUAUUCCUCCUCUCCUUCUCCACAGCCGUCCAGCUAGAAAUACACCGCUCAAUGCUGCGCUUUGUUUGUUCCCUCUGUUUUGUGGUCCUCUUUUUUGUGUCUUUUUUUCUACAUGGUGUGCAAAUCUAGCUAUUUUUUGUUUUGUUUUGUUUUUUUUUUUAAGGAAAAAAAUUGAAACCCUUUCUUUAAACGGAGUUCUUCUUUAAAGCAUUUCUACCUCAUGGCUACAAAACACACGUGGUAUUUGAUUUUCAUCUUUCCAAAUGUCAGACAUUUGUGGAAAUAAAAUAAAAAAUAUCAGAUUUUUUUUGUGAAAGAAGAAGAGGAGAGAACGACACCGUGAAGUUUUGCGCAGUCUACCUCAGAUGACUGUACUUAAAACAUUUAGCUGAUGGUGCAACCGCAGGCUGCAGCAUAGCCUAGUGUGUGUUUGUGUGUGUGUGUGUGUGUGUGUGUGUCUGUCACCAUGUGUCAGAUCCGAGCUAUUGGCAAAAACACACACACACACAGGAGAUAACACGUCAAAAACACGCUCACAAGCGCUUUGUGAGGAGGGAACAGCUGAGGUCGACCUAAAGGUGACCUGGAAAUGUAUAAUCCAAUACAUUUGCUUUAAUCUUUUGUGAACUACUGUGGUUGUGCGCGUGUGAAUGUGUAUAUACGUGGGCACACUCUUCUUUUUUUUAUUUAGUGUGUUGAAUUUUAUAAAUUGUUAGUAUAUAUAACACACUUGCACAACUUUAAACCAGAGUGUAACGUGUUUCUGUUGUACAUACCUAUACAUACAAUACAAAUGCACCACUUGUUUAUAUGUGUGAAUAUGUUGCCAUACUUGCAGUCAAUGUAUUUUCAUGUAAUCUGAGGUACAAGCAGCAACAAACGAUUCAUUAAAGACAUUUUCUUGAAAGAUUA